GCCACACUUUCAGUACCAAAGUGAAAUUUAGCUAGCCAAGAACACAUCAGACUCAACCAUGAUCCAUCCAAAGAAGCUUGCUCAGCUGGCCAAGAAGUGGCAGAGGAAGGUCUCAGCCGGAGCUGGUGGCCAGCAAGCCGACGAGUGCUGCAGCACAGUCGCUGACAAGGGCCACUGUGUGGUGUACACCGCCGAAGGGGCACGGUUCGAGGUCCCGUUGGCAUACCUUGCCACGACGGUGUUCGGCGAACUCCUGAGGAUGUCUGGGGAGGAGUUCGGCUUCACGAGCAGCGAGGGAGGCAGGAUCACUCUGCCCUGCGAUGCUGCGGUUAUGGAGUAUGUCUUGUGCUUGGUGAGGAGAGAUGCCUCUGAGGAGGUCGAGAGGGCGUUCUUGAGCUCCAUUGCUGGGCAUUGCCAUGGCCAAGAUGCAUCAAUGGGACGCACCAAUCAAUUUGCUCUUUGUAUUUAG
Lolium rigidum is the source of this 469-nucleotide messenger RNA. RefSeq names its product auxin-responsive protein SAUR36-like. Lineage: Eukaryota; Viridiplantae; Streptophyta; Magnoliopsida; Poales; Poaceae. Bases 59 to 469 code for a protein of 136 amino acids. The transcript has a single exon. The record is from RefSeq and is a predicted model, not a curated record. Gene Ontology annotation, biological process: response to auxin.